AUGGAAUAAUCAAAUAUGAAAAUGUGCUCAAAACAUAAAUUAGAAAUUGUUUUGGUUGACCUUGAAGCAAAAGUAGCUUAAGAGGAUAGAUAUUUAUGUGUUAGAUGUAUUAUUGAAAGAAUGAAUAAGAAGAAAAUGAAUAUGAUUGACGAAACUAAGAAUUUGAUUAAAGAAAUGAAAAUGACUGAAUAAAAUCAAAAAUUUGAAGACAAUAAAAAGAGAUUAGAUAAUUUCAAAAUAGUUGGAUAAUUAUUAAGAGAUCUUAAGUAGAAUAUAGACUCUAUUUUUGAUAAAAUAUUCAAUAAUAUUCAAUCAAAAUUAAGUUAGAUUUAAAGUGAUAUAGAAAAUAUAGAAUCAUAAACUAUCAUAUUCAAUUUUGAAGUUGACAUUGAAAGAUUAUCCUAAUAUUAAGAAUAAUAAAUUAAUUCAUAAUCUAUUCAAGCAAUAGAAGAUGAUCAUAAAUUUAUUGAAUAAAUACAAAAAUAAUUAUCAUCAUUCAUAAAUUCUUAAUAAUAUAAUAAAUUAAUGAAUAACUAAAUAAUUUUUGUUAAUGAAAUCGUAGCCUAGGAUUUAUAAACAAAUGAAUAACCUAAUGAAAUGAUAAAAGCAUAAGAUUAUGUAAUAUAAUUAUAUUUCAUAUUAGAAAACACCAGCUUUGAAACUUAUAUGCGAAGAACACACAAAAGAAAUCAUAAUGUUUAAUUUGAAUGUCAAUUCUAACCAGUAACCAAAGAUGGCAUGUGUAAAAUGUAUUUAAUAAUAUCCUGCAUCAUACACACCUUUAGAAGAGCUUAUUAGCUAAUGGGAUUAAUAUCAAAAGAGAAAUUAAGCUUAUAGUAAUGAAAUCCAAAAAACUAGGAGUGUUAUGUAAUAAAAAAUAUUGAAAGUCAUUUAAGAUAUCAAAUUGUAAAAUGAUUAAAUAUUUGAUGACCUAAUAUAAUCUUUAAAUAACUAAUAAUAAUCAAUAGAACAUAUGAAUCAGAACUAGAUUAAUGGUAAAUCAUUUUAUCAAUUAACGUCUAAUUAAAUUAAUGAAAUACUUAUUCAAUUAAGUUAAAUAGAUAAAUUUAAGUCACAUAAAGAUCAAAAAAGUAAUAUAGAGAAAAUUGAUAAAAUAUUCUAUUCAGACUUAAGAUCCAGAUUGGAGCAUUUAAUUUAAUAUUAAUAAAUAAAUGCUUAAAGAAUCAAUUAUUUGCUUAUGAAUGAUAAUAAAGUGAUUCAUGAAAUUGAUAAUCUUUUAAAAUCAACCUAGUAGGAAGAUGUAGAUAAUAAAGAAGAAACAGCUGAUAUAUUAUAAAUUAUAGAAAAAACGAGAUAAAUUAUGGAAUAAUCAUUUAAUUUUCAAUUUUCAUAAAAAAUACUUGAUGAAAAUAUUGGUUAAUAUAAAAAGGCUAAAGAGGAAAUUUAGAAUUUAAGGUAGAUUUUAAGCUUAAAAAUAGAAAAAUGUUAAAGAUUUCAAUAGAUAUUCAAUGAACUCAAUAAUUAUUCAGAAAAAUUUGUUUAAGAUUAUCUUAAAUUUUAAUAAUUUUUAGAAUUUGAUUAAAUGUUGAAUCUAAUUAAGGAAUUAAAAGAAUAAAUUUCAUUAUCCAAUAAUGAAUAAUUAAUAAUUAAUCAACAAAAUGAAGAAUAGAAGUAAUAAUUAGAAUUAUUGAAAAAAAAUUAAAAUUAAUAUUAAAAUGAGAUUUAAGUUUUAACAUCUUUAAGUAUUUUAUAUUUUAUCUUAUUAAGAUGAAAAGAUGAAGAAAGAAAUGGAAGAAUAAAUCAAUCAUAAAAAUUAAGAUAAUAAAAAAUUAAAAGAAAAAAUUGAAUCUAUUUAAAAAGAGAAUUCAAAAUAAAAAAAUUAAUUUGAGAAUGAUCUAAGAAUAUUGAACUAAACAAAUGAAUAAAUUAAUAAAGAAAAUUUAGAGUUAAAGAAUUAAAUAAAAGUUAAAGAUGAAGAUUUUUAAGAAUUAAAAACAAAAGUAACAUAUUAUUAUCAUAUAAGUCAUCAUAAUAAUAAAAGUUAUUAACAUUUUCAUAAACACAUAAACAUUCUAAUUGCUAAGUGACAUAAAAUGGUAAGACUGUUCAAAAUGGCAAAUACUGUCUUUGUGAUUAAGUUAUCCCUAAAAAUGGAUUUACAUUAUUUGCAUUUAAGAUCAUUGAAUUAAGUAGUAGAUGUUUUAUUGGAAUUGGGAUGAGAGAGAUUAUAUAAAAAAAUAAUUAUGAUGGAGAUGUAACUUAUGGCUAUGGGUAUUAAUUGAUGAAUAAAAUUAGAUCAUAUACAAUAGGAUCUAAUUAGUAUUGUUUUUCACACCAUGACAAAGAUAAAGAUGCCAAAGCAUUAUCAUUUGAUUUUACAGUAAAUGAUAUAAUCAUGGUUGAAGUUGACAUUUAAAAUAAAUACAUAAAAUGGACUAAAAAAUAAUCAAAUCAAUCAUUUGUAAUUCAGAUAAUUAUAUAUCAUAAUAGACUCUUUAGAUAGAUACAACUUACGAUUUAUAUCCAUGUGUAUGGGCGAUGAGUGGAAGUAAAAUUGAAAUAUAAGACAUUAGAAUAUGA
Messenger RNA from Paramecium primaurelia, 2541 nucleotides. NCBI's taxonomy places the organism in Eukaryota, Ciliophora, Oligohymenophorea, Peniculida, Parameciidae. The record is from the annotation of a GenBank genome assembly.